AUUCCAGAGGGUGUAGCACGAAGACUGGCCCACGGGCCGGCGUAGUAGCCUGAGCGGACAGGCGUUGUUCUCUAUGGUCACCCUUAGGGGGUGUCGCCUAGGGAGUCGAGUGCUGAGAAGAGAAACGCGAGCAGGACCGAAAAGAGGAGCCUACCGGUUGACGAUCAACCCGUUUGUCGAAUCGUCGCGCUUUUCGUCGUCCGUGGUCUGUGCUAACCGACUGAAGCAAGGACACGUGUGUAUUUGAAAUGAUUUCGAGUCGGAUUCUAACCUCUAGUCCGCCUACCGGAUAGCCAGAGGGCUUCGAGGCUGGUGUUCAGCGAGAUAGAUCUACCGACUGGCCUCGUGUAUCGUCGGUGAACGUAGCGGAGAGUUUAGGGUGUGCCAAAUACGAGCCUGCCAACGCCGACCAACCGGGGACACCAUCUUGCAGCCACUAUAGACUUGAUCGUUCCGACGAAGAACAACGUCGUUGACGAUUGAUCGUCGAACGAAACGUGUUUUGUCCGCGUGUGGUAAUGGGUCAAGCAUGAGUUAGUCGUAAUCUUGAACGCCAGACUUCCGCUCGGCCAAUAGAAUAAAUCGGAGAAACUGAGCCCAGACGCGCGUCCAAGCGUUCCAAGCUUUCGCGAUCACUUCGCGUACUUUCCAUCGUCGAACUAAAGGUAGCGCACAAUAUUUGGGCCUUAUAAAAUUAUAAAAUUUUUGCCGUGGUCCUUGCCGUCUUUAAUCGGGGGGAGGGGCAGUACCAGUGAAAUCCGUAAUCGUGAACGAUAAUGCCCCUGUUCCAUGAAUGGCGGACCACGCGAGAAACGAUAUAAAUAGAGUAAUUAUCGUAAGGAAUUGAAUAUCCCCAACAUGAAGGACGAAAAUCGUUAUACAUAGAGCUCCGUACUAAAAAUAUAUAUAUAUAUAACUUAUUAUUAUACACGCAAAUAUAUAUAUGUAUAUUAUAUAUGUAUAUAUAUAUAUGAUGUAUAUUCGAUACGGAUCACGCGUGAAAUAUUGACGAGUCAUUUAUUCAGACGAUCUUUAUUAUUAUAUUAUAUUAAAAAGAAAAGUAUCGUUCUAUCGUGGGUGAUCAUAUCUCGCUAACAAUAUAGGUAAACGCGCGAUAAUAACGGGUGGCCGUAACACGGACACGCGGCAUUGUAGCUCUGUGAAAGGAAAAAAAUGAUUAAACGUAAUUAGUGUACGCUUUGGAAGUCGUAACGUUUAAGGAUCGUUAUUUUAGGAUAACGCGGUUAAAUUAUUCUCGUGUGAGGAUUUCGGGAGAAUGAGAAAAGAGAUAUAUGUAUAGGCAGGAUUAAGAAUAGGGAAGUACCAAACGGUUGGUUCAGUUUCUCUGAUUGAAAACGCUGACUGGUUUAUGCUUGAUCCAAAUUUGUAAUCGAAUCAUCGAACGUGCAACCUGUGCCUCCGAGGACAACGAGACCUUUCACUGGCCCUCGGACUCUUCUUGCUUUCGAUGAAAAAACGGACGUAUUUAUCGUUUCAAUUUCGUUGGAACAUUAUUAAAGUUAACAUUAAUUUAAUGACGUCAGAGUCGCGAGACAAGGCGAUGAGAUAAGUGGAAAAUUAUUUCAUUUAUUCAACGAAUAAUUUCGUUCAGUUGAUGUCAGUGAAACGAAUUGUUAAAUAAUCGCUAGCAUGUCCGAACUUUCAUCGGAGCAAUUAAGUCUCCUGUUCAAUUAUUAGUUGUACACCGGACGAUGAACGUGCCGGCUCGCUCGAACGAUUCUUUAUCUCGCUCAACCCAAUGCGACCACUACGACUACAUUCCUCCUUGAUUAACAAUAAGUAGGCACUAAAAAUGAGAGAAACAUAUAAAUAUAUAUAUAUAUAUAUAUAUAUAUAUAAACAAAUGAAACGGUGAAGCACACACGAGUGAAUAUACUUCUGAAAAAAAGAAAACUGAAACGUGGAAAAAGGGACAUAUAUAAUGUGCAUUCGUAAUCGUUUGUUCAAUGUGCAAUAAUUAAACGGUAACGGCUUAAUUUGUAAAGAAAACUCCUAUUAGUCGCGUGGAUACCAGUGCUGCUUCACAUCCGAUGGUGAAUUUCAUUUAACUUGAAGCAACAAUGUUUCUCUUGAGUCUCGUGGCUGUUUUCUUUGUCAAUUAAUUUUCGUCACACUUUACUUCAAUUCUGGAAAUAAUUUCAACUUUAACUUUGACUUAAUUUUGAGAAUUAAUCUCUGUCCUCGAUGUUACUUUUCAUUUUAAUUGAACUUAUCCCAAGUUUAGCCCCUUCGUAGUAGCAACCAGCCACGCGACCCAAGUGUUCAGACAUGGGUGCGAAGUGGCGAUGAUUCUAUACACACGAAUUGUAACUUUUCAUCAUAUUGAGAAUGGAAUUUCACUCCAAGAAUCUUCCCAAAGACAAAACUUUCGAUCAGAAUCUAUAUUCUUCGUGAUGCGAGGCGUCGACAAUGGAUAAAAAAAAAAAAAAAGAACGUAGUUCCUCGAACAAAGAAAGAAGCAAAGAAGCUAUAAGAAACCAUUUGAGCACUCCGUAGGUGCAUCACAUAUGUAUUACACAUAUUUACAUAUACAUGUUGUGUAUAAAAAGGAUAUCGAUGAAAAAUGCGUGCAUCGGCCUGAGCAAAUCGUAAAUUAAUUAAGCCAUUGAUUAAGCCAUUGAUCGACAGAUACGCUGUGUUGCUAUGAUUGUAUAUAGGAACGUGUAACGUGUUAUAUAGUGACAACCUAAUUAACAGGGCGUACGUAUUAUACAUACAUACAUACACAUAUUAUACAAAACGAGACUAUUCGCCGUGCGAUUUUGAUUACUUAACAAACGAAUGAACAACAUAAAACGACACCACCAACAACAACAACGUGUAACAUGAAUUUUAUUGACGAACGACGUGUAAGGAUGAUGAUGACGAUGAUAAUGGCAUGUUCGAUUUGAGAUUAUGAUCAACUCUUUUCUCCCUCUCUUUCGUUCUUCGUCGGACGAAGAGAUCGGCGCGUCGUUCGUAUAAACUAGCAUACAAUUUAACGAUAAAUAAAAUAGAAUCGUAUUACCUAUUGUAUUAUCGAUAUCGUGUUAAGCAUUUACGACGACUAAUCUCGAGGAAAGUCACGCGUUUGGCACAAAGAAAACGAGAAACGUCGGUGAUUAGCGGACAUACUAAUUAAAAAUGUACAUUAGAUGUAACACGCGUUGUCGCGUCUAGAACGAGGAGAGGAGAGGAGACAAGUAGAAUGCCUUGGUGCCAGAUUUUACGCCUAGCUUAAGAUCUUUUUAGAGAUUAUUUAUAUUUGCAACGUAAAGCUGUGCGAAAAUUGGCCUAGAAAAAUGGCCUUCUAUUUCCUAAUUUGUCAUAAAUCUAGAACUCUUUGCUCAAGAAACUUUUAUUCGUUGAAUGAUAUCGCCCUGUAAAGUAGGAUGACAGGAACCUAUCUGGCCUAAGCGUUUAUGCUUCAUUUUGUAGCAUUUUAAAGUGGUCUAAUGUAUUAUUUUUCGAGUCACCAACAACUGAUCUGGCAAUGAGUCGUUCGCACGGCAUCAUCCAUGCGUCGUUCGUCGUCCGAUUAGACAAGAUAGACAAGACAGGUCUCGUAAUCAGGUAGGUAGGAUAGGUAGGUCGAUAGAUAGGUAGAAUACCUGAAAGCAGGGCGGCGAUAGGCAGAGCCAAUGUCGCGUAUCAAUAGCGGAUCUAACUGUAUAGUGUUCACUGGUUACUUCGUACUUUUUUGAAUAAGACCGAACGAGAAGAUCGUAUAAAACCUAGCUUGGAGUGGCGAGAAGUUGACGGACCUACCGGGCUGGAAGGCAAACAGGAAGAACAAAAUAUUGAGAGGAGAAACUUGUAUGAGGACUAUAAAAACUGUAAUUAAGGAAACACCGAGAUCAACCCAGAAAGACUUCUUUUAUAGUGUGUUACCUAAUAUUAAUAACAGUUUUACCACGUUACUCCUGACUACCGCUAGUUAACGCCUAAUUACUUAUUUACCAAGGUAAUUAACUAACAACGACUAAACUAGUAAGCGCUUUAAAUUAAACGAGAUUAACGAGGAUCUAACUACAGCCAGCCUAGUCCCAGUUUAAUCUGUGCUAACCGUAGACGUUACUACCGUUACUAACUACUGGCACUAAUGUUACCGUCAUCGUCACCGUUUCGUUCGUAUUCGUCGUUAAACGCGAUCGAUGGUGAUCCGUGACGGUUCUCUUAGCUUCGAGCAAAGAUAUCAUCGAUAUUAGUUGACUAAAAUCUCUAAGAAAUUAUUUUAUUUUGGAAUCUGGCAUCGAAGUUUCGUUUGAUCGGGCGAUCAUGGCACAGGGGCCAGGAGGAACGAUCGCAGCACCAUCGGUCGUCAUACCAGACGAAUCAAGCGAAGUGCUGCUAGUGUUUUUUGUCUUGAUACACAUGCUAGUGGCUGGCGCAAAUAUCGUCACUGCCGGGACUAUCAUUGUCAUCUUCCUUCAUUCGAUCAUUUCGAUCAGGGUACAGGCGGCCGACACUCGUGCACGUCGAGUUUCUAAUUGUUAACCACGCGCUGCUAUCCGUUGUAAACUAAUUAUUAACUCUAUCGUGGAGCGUUAUUAAUCCUCGCGGAUACCACGUCGUAUGGUCGUUUUCGUACACAAUCGUCACGUAAUCGUGGCUUUGAGGCUUCGAAUCGACGAGACUGGCAAGUAGACGAACCGAAUGCUUGCGUCUGCGCCGCCCUUCGCGUAGGUGUACCGCUACCUGGUGAUGUGAUGUCGGUUUAAUUAUUUUGGAAACAACGAGAAACGUGGAAUCUCGCUCUUCCAGUGUAUCUUAUCACCCUUCGACUGCCGUACUUUAGAACCUUCGUCGCUAUCUUGUCGAAUUCAUACGUGGUCGUAGUUGGAAGCAUUAGUCUGCUCGCAUCGACCAAUCCACAUGGUACACCAGUGCUGGAUCAUGAAGAUUGAAACAUUAUUUAACAGCUGAUCACCAUGUCCACCACGAAGAACCUAGCGUUUCUGAACAAGAAACAGGCGCAGGAUUUCUUGAAUUCGUUUGACAUCGUCAUGUCGGACUGCGAUGGUGUCAUUUGGUACCUACAGAAACCGAUACCGGGCACCAUUGACACCCUGAAGAAGCUGCAGGAACUGGGGAAGAGGCUGUACCUUGUGACCAACAAUGGCACCAGUAGCGUCGAUAGAUAUUGUGAGACAUUAAAGUUGAACCAACUGGAAGUGCAACCGGAACAGGUAAUAACUCCAGGCAAAGUCGUCUCCUGGUACCUGAAGAAGAUUCAUUUUACAGACGAGGCGUUUGUUAUCGCUUCGACACCAUUUCGACAAGCUUUAAUCGACGCUGGUAUUAAAUUGUCUCCAGAAAAUAUCGAGAUUGACGAAGAUGACGUGUUCGGGUCUCUAAAGCGUGUAGAAGAUCAACCAUCGAUCAAAGCCGUUGUUGUUGAUUUUUCUGUGGUCUUUAAUUGGGCUAAAAUAGCGUUCGCGAUAUCUUGCUUGAAAAGGAACGAUGUUCUUUAUCUUUGCGGGGCUCAGGACGAGUGGGUCACUUAUGACAUCGAUAAAAAAAUAUUAGGCCCAGGUCCUUUAAUCGAAAUGAUUACCAAACAAAGUGGUAAAACGCCCAUCCAGUGUGCUAAACCCAGCGAAGUAUUACAGAGCUAUCUUUUCGAUCUCUGCAAUGUGAAGGAUUCAAAGAGGUGCUUGUUCAUCGGUGACACAAUCAAUUAUGACAUGAAAUUUGGAAAGAUGUGCGGAUUUCAAAAGUUAAUGGUUGGAACUGGCCUUGAUAAUAUCAAAGACGCAGAAUUGAACGAAGAAAUCCGUCCGGAUUUCUACGUUCCCAGUUUGGCGUUGUUGCAUCCCAUUAUUGAUUCACUGCAGGAUGGCUUUGUGGAUGAAAGAAAUGGUUCCUGGCAUCGGAACUCCAGUAUGUUUAAUGAAAAUAAUAAAAAUCUGAGAUGAGCGUAAGAAUUUUUAAAUAUUAAAUAAAAGUGUAUAAUAUUCGUAAUAAAAGACUACAAAAUUAA
Osmia lignaria (orchard mason bee) is the source of this 5983-nucleotide messenger RNA. RefSeq lists its product as uncharacterized. Gene Ontology annotation, cellular component: cytoplasm. Lineage: Eukaryota; Metazoa; Arthropoda; Insecta; Hymenoptera; Megachilidae. Gene Ontology annotation, molecular function: phosphatase activity. The record is from RefSeq and is a predicted model, not a curated record.